AUGGUGGAGGCGGAGGUCCAAGCCGUGGCAGGACCCAGCUUCGAUUCAUCCCGAUUCGAGCUGUUGAGCCAAGGGGCUGAAGCUAGGGUGUGGACUGGCACCUUCUUGCAGCGCCCUGUGGUCGUGAAGCAACGCUUCCCCAAGGCGUACCGUCAUCCAGCUCUGGAUGCGAAGCUCACACAGCAGCGGCUCAAAGCGGAAGUGAGGGGCCUGCUCAAGGCCCGGAAACUGGGGGUGUCCACCCCCGUCCUCUUCCACGUAGACACAGCGACAGCCUGCAUAUACAUGGAGCGCCUGGAGGGUAGCUCUGUCAAGCAUAUCCUGCACUCGCAGAGCAUGGACGACGCAGCCACGAAUGCGCUGCUGCAAGGCAUUGGCCAGACCGUGGCCAAGCUGCACGACGCGGGGCUGGUGCACGGCGACCUGACCACGAGCAACAUGGUGGUCAGGACCGUGGGUAACAACGAGCUGGUUCUCAUAGACUUUGGGCUCAGCCAGAACUCAUCCCUGCCCGAGGACAAGGGGGUGGAUCUAUACGUCCUGGAACGUGCCUUCUUGAGCGCCCACGCAGAGAAGGGUCCAGAGCUGUUUGAUGUCGUUCUGCAAUCGUAUCGCCGAUCUUCCAAGUUCUGGAGCGCGACGCUGAACCGAUUUGCGGAAGUCCGCGCGAGGGGCCGCAAGCGGGCCAUGGUGGGCUAG
Molecule: messenger RNA, 699 nt
Organism: Auxenochlorella protothecoides
Lineage: Eukaryota; Viridiplantae; Chlorophyta; Trebouxiophyceae; Chlorellales; Chlorellaceae
Product: TP53-regulating kinase
Exons: 7
Coding region: 1-699 (232 amino acids)
Biological process (GO): protein phosphorylation
Cellular component (GO): nucleus; cytosol; EKC/KEOPS complex
Molecular function (GO): ATP binding; protein serine/threonine kinase activity
Source: RefSeq, a predicted model, not a curated record